AUGGAAAACCAACGCACCUUUUUAGUGAUGCUCGUAAUGGCAACACAGUGCUGUCUUGGAGUGCUAUCGUCACCUGGACAAUUGACUGACUCGUGUGUACUUCAAAAAUACCAGGAAGAAACACAAAAAGGAUUUGCCAUCGCCACCGAAGGAGCUUUCAAUUUCGUGGAGACUAAAAUGACUGAACGUAGUGAAGGAAAUAAGAAGGUUUGCCAAUAUAACAGUUAUGAAUUAAUGCGGGUCAAGGACAUAAUGAUUGGUGGAAAUAAGAGGGGAUUGUAUAGUGUUCUCGAUGCACUUGCCAGUAAAGAACCUUCUCCGACGGAUGGAAUAAGCAGAAACAUCAUAAAAUCUGCGGUGACUGAAGUCGUUGAUGGUUUUAUCGAAACAUGGAUGGAAAUAUUAAAUGCCUACUGCAAAGACCAAUACAGUAAGAAUAAUUCCCAAAUUCUGGAUAACAUAAAAAAAAGACGGGAUACCGUUCCUUCCGGAAGCACUACUGUGGUCAAGAGCCUUUUCAUGACAAGACGAAAUUACCAAGCACUCCAACCUGGAAUGGAAAUUGUUUUCAAUAAUACCGAAACUAAAGCAAUUGCAAUCUGCACGAGAGCGCUUGAUCAAAUUUAUGUUGGAAGUUUGAUGAUGUUCAAGACCUUUUUUGGAUCUGAUUCUGAUAGUGAAGAUUGUUUCUGCACGUUGUACGAAGCACUGAAGAUUUCACUCAAGUCAUUUGCAAGUGAAACAAAUACUUUGUACGAAUUAGUUAGAUUUUACGCUUCUAUCAUUUCCGAGAAACGUGAUAGCUUAGUUGAUGUAUUCUCUGUUAUACAAAUGAGCCAAGACCUGAUGCUGAAUAGAGUACAAGCUGGUCUUAAAACGCAGUUCGAUGCAAUGGAUUUAAAGCUGAAAUUAAUUUAUGGAAUACUCAACAAUAAUACUGGAUGUGAAUCCUGCAAAUUCGACAUGGCCGAAGAGAAAACAAAAUCUUACUUCAAGGCAGCAUUAGAGGCGUUUCUACAUGUAGUCUCAUUAAUCAGCAGGGAAACUGAAUCGACUGCUAUGGCUACCCGGUUUUCGGUAUACGAUUCAAUGAAUAAAGUAUGCAGCUCCAUUUUCGAUGUACUGAGAUUCAGCAAAUCUACAAGUGAUUCUAAAGUACAAAAUGUGUAUAAUUUCAACAGAAAUUUAUCUUUGUCGCAAAUCAAAAAUCUGCAUGAGAUUUUAGGCAUGGCAAUUAAAAAUGGACAAACGUACCCAGAUUAUAUGCAAGCUCUCUUAAACAAAUACAAGAUCAGUGCAGCUACGGGAAUACAGAGCGGGAUGAUUCAUGUUUACCAUGGACUUGAGAUCGUGAUGGACGCUGUGCAAGGAUCCGGAAAUGGAUAUAAUGAUAGUCAGGCUCUGAUCGAUCGGUGCCAUAUGGAUGCAUACUUAGAAUUAGAAGCCCAGUGUGAAUGCCUGUUCAAUGAACUGCGAUUAAUUGCUGUAUAUACUUCGACCGAGGAUCGUCCAAGCGUAAUGAAUAUUUCUCAGAUUCAAAUGACCGAACAACCAACUUAUUCAAAUAUAUCCACGGGUAUCGACAUUAUUUUCAACGAAAUUCUCACCGCCUUGAACAACAUUAAUUCUGGUAAUUAUUCGUCGUCGAAUCAUUCCAUGGCAGCUUCAACGGAUGCCUUCCAUAAAACAGUAAACGAACUUAUAAAGGCAGCAGACAUUACUUUGACCUUAUUUUCAACUAUGAAUUCUGGAGCUUCAUGGACAGUCGAACCCACACGGAAAGAAAUGACGGUUUUGUUGAGGGAGUCGAUUGAGGCUAUUUUCGAGGCUUGCCAAUUAGUGCAAUGCCAAAAUUGUGAAGGACUUCAGGCUAAAAUUGAAGAGCUGGAAAAACAAGCAACUUCGAAUUACACAACUGCAAUUGGAAUCAUAUUCAAAGUGAUUAUGCACGAGCAAAUGAACGGUACUCGAGUGAACGUGAUUAUAGAACAAUAUAUGAAAAAAGCAUUGGAAAAAUGUCAAUAUUCGUACAAGAAUGUAUUCGAUGCCAUCAGAAUUCUCGCUGGGCAGAUUUUCCCAGAGAGCAGAAUUGCAAGCAACACAAGUGUAAUUCUUGUCAAUAACAUCCGAAGUACUUGCAAGACCAAUGUGGAAGAUCGAGUUUCUUUGACGUGCCAGGCUAUGCAAUUCCGCAUCGCAAGCAAUCUCAUUGGACCGAGAAUUUCCGAUGGUUUCUCUGUAAUAGAAACGCAACGUCAGAAAGCUCACGCUGGUUUCAACGACGGAUUUAAUGCUUUUUACGACGCGAUCCACAGCAAUACCUGCAGCCCAAAUUGCAGUGAAACCGCUACGAUCGAUCGUACUGAAAAUAUGACGCACAUGUCUUUCAAAAUAAUGAGUGAAUCUGCAUUUUCCCUAAUGAAAACAGUCCUGUUUGGAACAUCUUCGACUGUAGCGACCGUUCAGGGCUCAACGUACGCCGCGCUAAGAACAAUGGUUUCGAGUAUGUUUUCUAUAAUUAGAUCAAUCUAUCGGAAUGAACGUUCCGAAAUCUUGGCGGAAAUUGAUAUCAUGCAAGCUAUGGCAGUCUGUUCAGCUCAAGCUGUGAUUAAAAGUUGGUAUGUACCGUUCACUGGAAUAUCAUACCACCAGGACAAUGCUGAAAUGAGAAACGAUCUUAAUAAUACGAUAUUCACAUCACUCAAUAUAUGCGAAAAUGUAUUUGCAACUACGUUCAAUGAAAUUAGGCAUUAUUUGAGUAUGAUCUCUCCCGACACGUGUUCUGAAUCUGCGUGCAAUUCAAUUACAAUAGAAGACCAAAAGACAACCACAAAACACCAAUUCAAACCUGUUAUUGACUCUGUGUUCGAUAAUAUUCUAAUGACGUUUGUUACUCAAAAUGUCAAAGUAUUGCCUGGCAAAAUGAUAAUUAUAGAUACAAUGAACGUUAUUACAGACGAUUGA
Messenger RNA from Diprion similis, 2964 nucleotides. RefSeq lists its product as uncharacterized. The record is from RefSeq and is a predicted model, not a curated record. The transcript is spliced from 2 exons. Lineage: Eukaryota; Metazoa; Arthropoda; Insecta; Hymenoptera; Diprionidae. Bases 1 to 2964 code for a protein of 987 amino acids.